CCUCCCUCCACGUAAUAUUCAGGAUGUUUGGGAAGGGGUAUUUUACUUUUAAUAGGAUGGCGUAGUCACAAAGCUUUAAAGAAAUAAAUGAGUGAAUCGUCUAUGGUAAUAGCAACAUACUCCGGACGGGGCACAGUGACGAACUUCACAUCUAUUUUUAAGCCUGCCUGGCAGCAUGUAGGUGCAGAACAGAGCCCAUGACCCUUUCUGCUGCUCUGAACCCAUGGACAUGGCUGCUGUCUCUGUUCCAGUUCACCAUCCGAGCUGUUUUUUCUCCCUAACGAAUACUAUGGGAAGAUAGAGAUGCCUCAAGCUGUUUUGAAGAUUGUGCAAUGAUGCUUGGGAGCCUACCUGCUUUUGCUUGAGUGCUUUCCUCACUCAUAUUUCACAGGAUGCGACAGGAAGGGAAAUACAAUCGAAUCCGACGGCCGUGGUAAAUUUGACUCGAAUUCUCCGUAUGCCCUGGGGCUGAGGUGGGUGCCUCUCAGAUAAGCAAUCUAAUCAGCUUUGCAUUUGUGUCCCAUCUGGAAACAGAUUGUUGCCGGAGUUCACCAGCACCUGAGAAGCAAGCGUCAGUUAAUUCGUUCAGCCGAGGCGAUUUCAUGCCAGAAUGCAGUCCUCAAACAAGAAGGACGAUUGCACUGCCUGUGGCACGCAUAUGCAUGGUGCCUGCCCGGCAGAUCGGCUGCUGCGACAAAGAGCCAUGAACCACCCCAGACAUAUGGGCAAGAUACGGAAGAGGCUGGAGGAUAUCAAGAACCAGUCCCCGAAGUUGACAAAAGUGGACUUCAGCCACAACGAAAGCAUAAGAUUGGCCACCGACGCCUUCUUGGAUGGUGGGACCGACUCUUACCUCCAAACGCUAAGCAGAGAGGGUGAGGUGGAUUUCCUCUCCUCGGUGGAAGCUCAGUACAUCAAGGACAACGCCAGGGAGUCCUACUAUGCACAGGAGUGCCCAGGUGCGGACGGGGCAGCCGUGCCAAAGCAGAACGACGCCGGGUCACUGCCUUCGGGGACCUACUUCCCCACCAUUUCUGACAGCAGCGAGCCGGCUCUGCUCCACACAUGGAUUACAGCAGAGAAGCCCUAUUUAAAGGAAAAAUCCACCGCCACUGUGUAUUUCCAAACAGAGAAGAACAGCAACAUUAGAGACAUCAUACGCCGCUACAUCCACAAGACCACUCAGGUGUUAGCCAUUGUGAUGGAUGUGUUCACAGACACUGAGAUUCUCUGUGACCUCCUGGAGGCAGCGAACAAGCGCAUGGUCUUUGUCUACCUGCUGCUCGAUCACGGCAGUAUCGAUCUUUUCUCGGAGAUGUGCGACAAGCUGCAGAUUUCUGAGGAUCUCUUCAAGAAUAUUUCAGUCCGCAGUGUUACUGGAGAGGUUUACUGUGCCAAGUCAGGCAGGAAAUUUUCAGGACAAAUUCAAGAAAAAUUUCUGAUCUGUGACUGGAGAUAUGUGCUUUCUGGAUCUUACAGCUUCACGUGGCUGUGUGGCCAGGUUCACCGCAACCUCCUCUCCAAGUUCACGGGCCAGGUUGUGGAGCUCUUUGACGAGGAGUUCCGGCACCUGUACGCGCUGUCCAAGCCCGUGCGGGGCCCCAAGACCCCGCCGCGCAGCCUCCCGUUCCUGUUCAGCCGGAGCUGGGCCCGCCCGCGCAGCCUGCCCUGCAGCGACGAGGGAAGCGCCAACACCCUGUCCGACCCCUUCAGCAGCCUGUCCGCUGGGAGCACCCACCAGAGCAAGCAGACCCCAAGAACUCUCAUGUUCAACAGCAACUUCAGCCCCCAGUCACCUCUGCAGCGAGUCAAUUCCUUCCACAGCUAUGUCUCGUUCACGCCCCCGCCUCCACAGAAGGCCAUCCAGCCUAACUACUACCAGCCACACUACGUGGCUGAAAACUCCACAGUUCCCUAUAACAACAUGAACAUUUACAGACCUAUAAGGCUCAGGCAAGAGGAACCGAACAGGACAGGGUUAAGCUCAUCCUGGAGAUGCCUCCACAAAGCUAACCUGUUUGCAUAA
Messenger RNA from Passer montanus (Eurasian tree sparrow), 2026 nucleotides. It is a transcript of the gene SACK1A, whose product is annotated as family with sequence similarity 83 member A. The record is from RefSeq and is a predicted model, not a curated record. The transcript is spliced from 5 exons. Bases 611 to 2026 code for a protein of 471 amino acids. Gene Ontology annotation, biological process: epidermal growth factor receptor signaling pathway. NCBI's taxonomy places the organism in Eukaryota, Metazoa, Chordata, Aves, Passeriformes, Passeridae.